AUGAUAGAAACACUGGUGAAUGGAAUAGCAUCUCACUUUCUGGAGCUCGAUCAUAUGAUGAAUCGCGACGGGUCCACUUUUCUUUAUAAUAACAUCGAAAAGACAAGAGAAAAGGUUCCACAGUUGGCAGAUAGUGUUGUAGACGCACUCGGUAGAAUUCUAAAUGUAUUCGAUGAACCAGUAAAAUUGCGAACUCCCGAAUUUGAGUAUUCAAAUCUUGCUCAUGACGACCAUACACAUCAAGCCAUUCACCCAUUUAAAGAGGAAACAUCUAUAGAACGGGAAAAUUCUCUGCCAUUUAACACUGAUUAUCUUGGAGAAAGGACAAAGGCAUUAUAUGCUAAAUUGAAAUAUCUUGAACCUCCCGAAACAAGUGUUGAUAGGAAAGGAUUGGAAACUUCUGCGUCUCCAUGCAUGGAAGAUUGGCAAUUAUGUGGUUUCUGUAACGUUUCAUUGGCAUCCAUGCGUUGUGACUCAUGUACAUUAUAUCUUUGUGCACCUUGCGCAUCAACAAUCCAUUCUGAUCCAUCGAAUAUUUCACAUGUCUUGUCGACUACAAAAGGGGAUCAUCGCGCUGUUUUAUCAAAGAAUUCUCCAAAGAGAAAGAUUGAUUUGUCUAUUUCCUUGACUAACGACUUUUCUACUCCUGCAUAUGAUUUUUGUGAACUUCACCCCAACAAAGAAUUAAAAUAUGCAUGUGUAACGUGUCAUUUCUUGCCAGUUUGUUCAACAUGCUCGGAGGAAAUGCACAAGGGAUUUAACAUUCCACAUAGAAUUGUAGAUAUUGAAGUUGCAGCUGGGGAAGUUAAGGAAAUCUUAAACGAUUGUUUGGGUGUCUUGGUUGAUAGACAUAAUAAUUUAUCGUCUGUACUACCGGAAUUAGAUCAAAUUUCUCACAUGUUGGAUAUAUCUGUAAAGAAUGCGACUCGUUCUGUAAAUUGUUCCGUCCAAAGGGUUUUUGACGCCUUGAAAUUAAAACAAUCCACACUCGAUUCUGAAAUAAAAAAUUUACAGAAACUAGGAUCGUCUACUCUAAAUCGCUUUGUAAAUAUGAGUAGUGUGUAUAGUAAUUAUUUAUAUGGAAAAAUUUUGGAAUUGAAUAAGUUGGCUAAACUAAAGAAUUCCGGACUGGGAUUGAAUACAUUUGUAGAUAUAAGGUCUAGUUUUGAGCAACUCCUUUAUCAAUGUGAUGAUCUUCCCGACUUAACCCUCGAAGUCCCUCAUUGGCAAAUAAACUGCGGUAACCUGCCUAAUUUACUUGCUGAUGUAGAAUUCAGGCUAAAUACACAUGCAAGCGAAAUCACUUCUCUCUGCAAGAGUAUAAAAUUUGAGAUAUCAUCGGCAAUAUCAUCCGUUAAUACAAUUUUGUCAUCAAAGAUUUUGCCACCAAAUCGUAUUAACAAUACAGAGACCCAGUAUAAAUAUGAUACAACUUCUCCAAAAUUCGAUGAAACUCCUACAGAUGGCAUCUAUAGUAAUCUUCAACCUGAUCUGCAUCUAGAGGAUUCUUCUAAUCAUUUAAUUUCUCAUGAAGAUUCAAGUACAUCCAGGCAUUUAGACGGCACAACGUCUUCUCACGCAAUUAUUCGCGACUCUAGUGAACUCAGGGGUAUAUUUUCUAGAAAGGAUUCUGUUCAUAGAAUUUGGUCAAAGAGGGCUGUGACACUGAGGAACAGAUUUUUGUAUGUAUUUGCCUCUAACUCACAUUUUAAAGAUUCAGAAAUUGAGUCUAAAAUUGAUUUGAAUGCAACGACCAUAAAGUCUUUUGAUGAUGAGGACAUUACGGAUGCUGCCAAACUAGCUAGACUCAGUGCACCAAACGGAUUUGAAAUUGUAGAGAGGAACGGAGAUAAAAUUAGAUUUUGGUUGUUUACAUCGGAAUCUAGAAAUAUCAUUCUUCUAUGGAUCGCAAAGCUUCAAAAAAUAGUCUAUGAUUUGGAGUCACAAAUUUCUUCUCCGGAACCGAAGCAGGAAUUUGAGGAAAUACCCUGCUCUUCUAGAACAGACAAGAAACCUGUACUAUCUGAACUUCCUGUUUUGCCAUUAGUUCGAAAUUCUGAUAUGUUUAUGAAGACUAGGCUGGACAAAUUUGUAUCCGAUAUUGCUAAUUCCAGCAGUAGUUCCAACACUUUUAGGAAUAGAACUGAUAAAGCGUAUGCUCCUGAUUACAGUCCCAGUUUUAGGGAGGUCUCUGCAACUUUGAGAAGAAUCAAGGCAGAUUCAGCUUCUAUCUAUGACAAGUGUUUUUCUAGGAAUACACAAUCAUCUCCAAAUGCCAAUUCUACCAUACAAAAUAUUGGGAUAUUUAAAAAUUUGAAAUUCACCCAAGCCAAUGAAUACAAUACUGGAUCUCCUUUGAAUGAUUCAGAUAAAUCUUCCACACUUUCUGCGGGGAGAUACGCACUUCCAACAGCAAAGUUUGAAAAGAAGGUUAUAGGAUCUCUAAAAGCGCAGAAACUUCCAAAAUGUCUAAUCACUUUACCGGACUUUGAGUAUUCACCACAAGUCACUUCACCAAAGUCUAUCCACAAGUUUUUUCAGGAAUCUGCGCUUUAUAAGCUUUAA
Theileria equi strain WA is the source of this 2565-nucleotide messenger RNA. RefSeq lists its product as hypothetical. The transcript has a single exon. The coding region runs from base 1 to 2565 and encodes 854 amino acids. Gene Ontology annotation, molecular function: zinc ion binding. NCBI's taxonomy places the organism in Eukaryota, Apicomplexa, Aconoidasida, Piroplasmida, Theileriidae. The record is from RefSeq and is a predicted model, not a curated record.